This is a messenger RNA of Saccharomycodes ludwigii, 3624 nucleotides long. RefSeq names its product DEAH-box ATP-dependent RNA helicase PRP22 (gene PRP22). The record is from RefSeq and is a predicted model, not a curated record. Lineage: Eukaryota; Fungi; Ascomycota; Saccharomycetes; Saccharomycodales; Saccharomycodaceae. Gene Ontology annotation, cellular component: intracellular anatomical structure; catalytic step 2 spliceosome. Bases 1 to 3624 code for a protein of 1207 amino acids. Gene Ontology annotation, biological process: spliceosomal complex disassembly. Gene Ontology annotation, molecular function: RNA binding; ATP binding. The transcript has a single exon.
AUGUCAACGCUGCCACUUUGCAAACAAAUCCUUGAUGUACUCAAAAUUAAAGAUGAGGUGGUGUCCGAUUUUAUUAUAGACAUCUUUGAAAAGUCCACUGGUCAAGACAUACAAUUUUUUAUAAAAGAAUUGAAUUCCCUGGAUAUAGAUAAACCAACAAGUAUGAAAUUAUAUUACAUAAUUAAAAAUUAUUAUAACUCAACCCAACACAAGCAACUGAAACAAACCAGCCUAAUCGUUAUUCUUAAAAAAGUGUUUAAAAAUAGUAAUGAAAUCGGACCAGCCGAUUUAGAAACCAUGAGUAACUUCAUAUAUGACAUAUAUGCUAAAAUGGAAAGGAGCAAUGAAAACGGCGAUAUAAGUUUGUUUGCUGAAAAAUUAAGACAAUUUGGAUUAAGUGAUGCAAUAAUAUCGGAUAUAUAUCAGAUUCUAACAUCCAAUAAUAAAGGUUCCUUUACUGAAAUCAAAGAAAAUAAAAAUAACCACUCUUCUACUGCUAUGUUACUAAAAAAUACAAAUAGCGCUGCUGUUAAGAUAGCAAACGGUGUUCAGGACUUGUCACCAAUUUUAAACAAUGUUUACAAAGGGAUUAUCAAAGCACGAACAAAAUUUGGUUAUUUCAUUGAAAUAUUAGGGACUAGAGAGGAAAAUGUUGAAGGUUUAUGUCAUAAUAAUGAAAUAUCUGUAUCUUCUUCAACUUCACAAGACCUCAGAAUUAAUGAGCCAGUGUAUGUCCAAAUUAUCAAAUUACAAAAUAAUGGCAAAAUAUCUUUAAGUAUGAAGAAUGUUAACCAAAAAACAGGGGAGCUUAUCGAGAUCGACAAUUUCAAUAAUGUCGAUAAUUUAAAAAGGGGCCGAGCUCUUAACCGCACAAGUACCAAUGUUUAUGGCGAGAAAGCCCAUGUAAAUAAUGAAGCUCCUAGAAGGACAUUAACAUCGCCUGAACGAUGGGAAAUUAGGCAAUUAAUUUCUAGUGGUGUAUCCAAACUUGAAGAUUACCCUGAAUAUCAAGAAUACUUGAAAAUGGAAAAGAGGAAACAAAGUUUAUCAACUGCUACCAUCAAUGCUAAAAGAUCAACUAAUGAGCAUGGUCAGAUUAAUAAAGCCAGUUCUAAGCUAUCUCGUAGCUAUCAGGAAGAGGAAAUGCCUGAGGAAGAAGAUAUGGAUAUUAUAAUGAAUAAGAAUGGGAAACCAAAAUUUCUCAAGGCAAGUAAAGACUUAAAAGUUGGUAAUAACGCUGGUUAUAAACAAGCUAUGACAAAGCUAGUUAAAGUUCCAAGAGGUUCCUUAAAUAGAAAUGCAAUUAAUGGAUCGAGGUUAAUGAAUGAGCACAGAGAUGAAAAGUUUAAUAAAAGAAAGGAAGUGGAGUCUGAAGUUAUCAGGGGAAGAAAUUUACACGACCCAGCUUCUAAUAAUAAUAACAACAAUAUCAGUAGUAAUAAUAAUAAUAAUAAUGUACGUUUACAACCAGUAUCUAUGAAGGAAUCUAGGCAAGAAUUUAAGAGGAAGCAGCUGGCAUUGACUGCUUGGGAAAGAAAACGGUUAAAAGAACAUAUAGAGUAUGGGAGACAUACAAAUUUAAGUAUACAAGAACAAAGGAAAAGUUUACCCGUCUAUAAGAUGAGACAAGAACUAAUAAAGUCCAUAAUAGAAAAUCAAUUUUUAAUUAUUAUUGGUGAAACAGGUUCUGGUAAAACUACACAAAUAACACAGUAUUUAUAUGAAGACGGGUUCGCCGUUAAUGGUAAAGUGAUAGGUUGUACUCAACCUCGUAGAGUUGCUGCCAUAUCUGUGGCUAAAAGAGUAGCUGAAGAAAUGGAUUGUUUUGUUGGUGAAGAAGUUGGCUACACCAUCAGGUUCGAAGAUGAGACCAGCAAUAGAACACGAAUAAAAUAUAUGACCGAUGGUAUGUUGCAGAGGGAGGCUACAAUAGAUCCUUUGUUGCAAAAUUAUUCUGUUAUAUUACUAGAUGAAGCGCAUGAGAGAACUGUUGCCACAGACGUCUUAUUUGCUUUAUUAAAAAGAGCCGCUAAAGAAAGACCCCAUGAUUUGAAAAUUAUUAUCACAUCAGCUACAUUAGACUCGGAAAAGUUUUCCAAUUAUUUUAAUGAUUGUCCCAUUGUAAAAAUUCCAGGUAAAACUUUCCCUGUGGAGGUGAUGUACUCUAAAACCCCACAAAUAGAUUACAUCGAAAGUUCCUUGGAUACAGUAAUGAACAUUCACAUCAAUGAACCUGAGGGCGACAUAUUGGUAUUUUUGACUGGGCAAGAGGAGAUCGAUACUUGUUGUGAAAUACUCUAUGAACGUUUUACCAAGCUAGAAGCCGUUCUAGAUAAAAAACUAAUAAUCUUACCAGUCUAUUCUGCACUACCUAAUGAAAUACAGAGUAAAAUUUUUGAGCCGACACCUCCGGGCUCAAGAAAGGUAAUUUUUGCUACAAACAUUGCAGAAACCUCCAUCACAAUAGAUGGGAUUUAUUACGUUGUUGAUCCAGGAUUUUCUAAAAUCAAUACUUAUAACCCCAGAAUAGGUAUGGAACAGUUGAUCGUUACCCCAAUCUCACAAGCACAAGCCAACCAAAGAAAGGGUAGGGCUGGUAGGACUGGGCCUGGAAAAUGCUAUAGAUUAUACACCGAAACCGCAUUUUACAAUGAAAUGUUGCCUACGGCUAUUCCUGAAAUACAAAGACAAAAUUUAUCUAACACUGUUUUAAUGUUAAAAACUAUUGGUAUUGAUGACUUGAUCAAUUUUGAAUUUAUGGAUCCACCACCUAAAACUGCGAUAAUUUAUGCAUUGGAAGAGUUGUAUCAUCUACAGGCACUAGAUGAAAAGGGCGGGUUGACAGAACUAGGUCAUAAAAUGGCACAAUUCCCCAUGGAUCCUGAACUAUCUAGAAGUUUAUUAGCAUCCGCAAUGGUCUAUAAUUGCAGCGAAGAAAUUAUGAUUAUUAUAUCCAUGCUUUCUGUCCAAAAUAUAUUUUACAGACCCAAGGAUCACAAGUCUGAGGCAGAUAGGAAAAGAGCACAAUUUGUGCAUGUCUACGGCGACCAUUUAACUUUAUUGAAUGUGUAUAGAAAGUGGAGACUAAACUUGCAUAUAUCUAAAAAAUGGUGCAAUGAUAAUUAUCUACAUGAAAGACACUUGAAAAGAGCGCAUGAUGUAUAUUUGCAACUUUUGAAAAUUUUCCACAAGUUGAAUCUAUCUGUCAUAAGUUGUGGUGGACAGGUGGACAAUAUCAGAAGAUCUUUAGUGGCAGGAUUUUUUAGAAAUUGUUCUAAAAGGGCGGAUGGCUCAACUUAUAAGACUAUUGUUGAUAACACUGAAGUUGCCAUUCAUCCAACUAGUACGUUGUUUGGGAAAGAAUAUGAAUAUCUUUUAUAUAAUAAUCUAAUGAUGACCACGAGAGAGUAUAUGUCGAUUAUUACCGUAAUAGAACCUAAAUGGUUAUUAGAAUGUGCACCACAUUUUUAUAAAGCUGCUGAUGAGAGAAGUAAAAAGAGAGUUAAGAUUGAGCCAUUGAGGGGCAUGUUUGGUGGUAAAGAUAAAAGGAUAGAUGACCGUUGGAGAUUAACUUCUAAAUUGAAAAGUAAGGGAGACGUAUUGGGUCAUAAACAAAGAAAGUAG